This is a messenger RNA of Oncorhynchus gorbuscha (pink salmon), 2459 nucleotides long. RefSeq names its product peptidyl-prolyl cis-trans isomerase-like 1. Gene Ontology annotation, molecular function: peptidyl-prolyl cis-trans isomerase activity. The record is from RefSeq and is a predicted model, not a curated record. The transcript has 4 exons. Gene Ontology annotation, biological process: protein folding; protein peptidyl-prolyl isomerization. Lineage: Eukaryota; Metazoa; Chordata; Actinopteri; Salmoniformes; Salmonidae. Gene Ontology annotation, cellular component: catalytic step 2 spliceosome. The coding region runs from base 604 to 1047 and encodes 147 amino acids.
CGUACGGGAGUUGUAGCGAUGAGACAAGAUAGUAACUACUAAUAAUUCGAUACUACGAAAUUGGGGAGAAAAAGGGGGUAAAAUUCACAAACAAACAUAUUUUUUUUUAAAGAAGGAAGAAGUUUUUUGUCAAUGUACUAUUUUUUAUUAGGGUGUAUUAAGUAUUAAGUUAGUUUCAAUAUUACGUAUUAAUUAAUUAAUAUAUUUUAUUUUGGUUUCAAACCGUCCAGUUGGUGGCGGCAAUACACCUUUUUGAAUGUAGUCCGCCAUAAAACCCACAGAAGAAGAAGAAAGCGAAAACGGAAAAAACCGAAAACGACAAAGAAGAAGAAGAAAACGAAGAAGAAGAAAACGAAGAAGAAGAAAACGAAGAAGGAAAGUAAAUAACAAUGUGCAGGUUUGUAAUUUCCUGCACAUGCGGAGGUUACUUCUGCUUUCUACCACAGUAGCCGCAAUACAGUUUUCAUUGAUACAUCGCAAAAUAUUUGGCUACUUUGCAGAUUCAGUACAUUUAUUUAUACAUUUGUUUAGUCAUCAUGUCGGGAAUACCACCAGAUACCUGGCAGCCACCCACAGUGAGCCUGGAGACAACGUAAGCACCGAAUGGGUACAAUUGUAGUGGAACUGUACUGGAGACAUGCUCCCAAAACGUGCAAAAACUUUGCUGAGUUGGCCAGGAGAGGUUACUACAACAACACCAAGUUUCAUCGAAUUAUCAAGGACUUCAUGGUGCAGGGAGGAGACCCCACAGGAACAGGUCGUGGUGGUGCCUCCAUAUUUGGCAAACAGUUUGAAGAUGAACUAAACCCUGACUUGAAAUUCACAGGUGCAGGGAUCUUAGCAAUGGCCAAUGCAGGACCAGACACCAACGGAAGCCAGUUCUUCCUGACCCUGGGGCCUACUCAGUGGUUGGAUGGAAAGCACAGUAUCUUUGGGAGGGUGUGUCAAGGUAUAUCAGUUGUCAACCGCGUCGGCAUGGUUGAGACGAACUCACAAGACCGACCUGCCGAUGACAUAAAAAUCCUCAGGACAACUGUACCCAACUGAUACUCAUUCAUACAACCAGCAACUACUUUCUUGUACAGUCAUUUUGUCAUGAUUUAUGCCUUGGAUUAAUUUUGUUAUUCUCAAAUCAAUAAUGUAGCCUAACCAUUGUGGACAUUAUCACUAAAAUGAUUGAGUGACAUGGUAGAAAUGACACACUUGAGAAUAUGCCUGAUGUUUAUCUAAUGAUUGCAGAUAAAUCUCAACCUGAAACUUGAACAGACUACCACUGGGGGGAGACAAACAACAGAACAUACAGUAAUGUUGGUCUUUUUCAUAAGACAUGAUAUUUAUAAAAAAAUAUUUAAAAAGCCUACGCUGUUGUGGACACAAUGUUUUUGUUAUAAUGUUUGGUAAUCUCCCUAUAGUUUGAGGCGAACUUGAUUAACCCUAACACCUACUCUUAGCAGGUGCCGGGAAGUCAUAAACCCUGCCAAUUUCUCACCUUAGAAUGUGAUUUUAAACCUAACCUUAACCAUACUGCUAACCUUAUGCCUAACCUUAACCUUAUGUUGUAGCCAGUUAGCUUGGCUGCUAGCGGGGUCACCGUAAGUAGUGAUACCUACUGAAAACAACUUUUUGUUCAUGGCACAGAAUUUUCAUUUAACUGUUGUCUUCCAUUAGAACUUUUCCUUUAGAACUUUUUAUUCUUCGUUUACAGGUUGGCUUGUUAAAUUGUUGCUUGGUGAGUGUGAGCAGUUCCUCUUGUACUGUUGAGGUCUCUUUGCUUGAUGUAGGCUUCCAAGCCUCCUAGCUGUGGUUGGUUGCUUUCUUUUCAAACCUGGCAGCCAUUUGACCAGUUAGGCCAUGGUAAGACUCCCAGAUGUGUUCUGGUAGUGCACACACAAACUUGAUGGCAGCUCCACUGAGACAAAAAUGCAGCCUGUCUACUUUGUCUGCCUCAGUCGACCACACCUUGGCCAGCCUCUCAAAUGGAAGGAUAAAGGAGUUCAAGCCUGCCACAUCGUAUGUGGCAAGCUUUGCCUGAGGUGCUGUCUCAAUGGUGAGCUUCUGGCAGCAGGACUGUAAGGGGCUGUGCUUGAUCCAUUAGGGUGGUGAGUAGCUGUGAGGCCAUCGGUCUGCCAAUUGUUCACAUGAUUUGGGAUGGAACGGGGGUUGGCGUAUUAAGCCAUUGCUUUUGGCAGAGAGUAGCCAUUUCCAGCGGCGAUGAAUGGUGGGCAAUGUUGCUGAUGCGUGACUGUGGCUGAUUAUGUUUGUACAUGGACGUGGACCAGCCAGACUAGACAUCUGCCUGGUAACCCUGGUGUCCUGUAUAGCCUGGGUCCAGAGAGUUCACCGGUGGGCAUAUGGGUCCUAAGUAGAUGUCGACCAAUUAAUCGGAAUGGCCGAUUUUAAUUAGGGCCGAUUUCAAGUUGUCAUAACAAUCUGUUAUUAAAUGUUAUUUUGGACACCGA